Corticium candelabrum is the source of this 3371-nucleotide messenger RNA. RefSeq lists its product as uncharacterized. Bases 2171 to 2857 code for a protein of 228 amino acids. Lineage: Eukaryota; Metazoa; Porifera; Homoscleromorpha; Homosclerophorida; Plakinidae. The record is from RefSeq and is a predicted model, not a curated record. The transcript has 8 exons.
GUCUGGGGACGAGGCUAAAGACACCGGGGUUGCCUCAUUUUCAGUUUUGAUUGAAUAUUACUGUGGAUAUCAACAGGUUGGUAUGAACACAAACCAUUAAGAAGACAAAAGCUCAACGUACAACUGACUGUCGAUGAGAAAGUUGCACUCUUGCUUUUACGACCAUACAGAUGAUGUAGCAAGAACACAACAACAAUCACUGACAUUAAGAACACGUACAGAGCAAAUGUACAUAAGAUGACUUCAUGGAUGUUACUGAAAAACUUUCACUGUUGACAGAAGCUUGUCGUGAAAUGGAAUUUACAUUAACAAGACAAAGAUGUUAGAAUAAGAAAACAAAGAUGACUGCUUUAUGCAAGCUGCAACAGCAUUGAAUACGUGGACUAAUGGAUUUGGUUACGGAGCAAAUCUGGAAACAACGAAGAAGCACUAGAAGUCCAAACCCUCGACUGGUAUGCACCUUGAAGUAAAUUAGUCACGCUAUGACAAAAUCGUAUGAUGUGGGUAAUAAAUAAGUAGCAUUAUUGAAAUGGUCACAGGUCGAGCUGGAGGUAGGUCACGUGACUGGCUGCUGUGUACAAUAUGUAUACACUAACAGGGCAUUCCAUCAAAUUUUCAUCAAACUUACUACAGUAUCACACUGAUAUUAUCUGUGAUGACAGUCUUGUCGUGUGUGGGGGUGGUACUAAGGAACACAUGACUGUGGUAAGUUCAAUGAGCUAUUUUACACCUGAAAGACAACCAUCGGCAUACACUGUAUGAACGGGACCCGAGAUCACUCAAUUCAUAGACAUUGAAGUGUUAAUUAAUAUCCAGUCUGUUAAUUGGUCUGCAUUUAUAAAUGGGUAACCCAAUUGCAAGGUAGUUCCCCAAACAAAUUAGUUCCUAGCCUCCUCGAUCUACGACCCAGUGGUGUAGUCUUCAUGUCUUUCGGUGCCUGUUCUCCAGCAUGUCUUCUAACCCACCUACACGGAGUGAAAUGCAAGAAGUUGGAAGAUCCAACGUAAGUCAUGUCUACACUAGCUGGCUACCUACUCUUUCGAAACUGUGGCGAAAAACUCACCAUGUGUUUAGACAUAGACUAAUACGAUGAGUUUUUACCUCACAGAUUUUGUGCUGAAUACUGCACAUUUGACUAUAGCUAAUGGACGAAAUGUUUCAGGAAGCUCUUUGAUGGAGAUCACUUGGCAGUUCUUUCCCAGAAAGGAGGCAUUUGGCACCACGGAAUUUACAGCGAUGGCAAAGUCUAUCAUUUCACAGGAAACGACAAACGUCAGGCUACGAUAUCUCUAGAUUCUUUCAUGGGUCUCGUAGCAGGGCGUAUUGCCACUUUCAUUUUCUGCUACCCACAAGAUGGAUGUCUCCCACCAAAAGAUGUGGAUGCCAACGCGAGGCAGAUAUUUACUACAAAGAAAUGGCCAAAAUACUCACUUCUCUAGAAUAACCGCGAGCACUUUGCUACGUACUGUAAGACUGGAAAGGGAUAUUCUACUCAAGUGUUAUAUGAAGUUCAGCGCAUCCUUGCAACAGCUGUGGCUGGUUUUAAAGAGCAUGGACUACCGGGAGCGUCAGUCGGUUCACUGGUAGCAACAGUCCGUCUGGGUCAUAAACUUGGGGAACUCAAUCCAGAUGGAUAGGCAAAAAAGAACUAAAUAUUAGGUCGUUGUGUACUUGUAUCUAAUUUUAGUCGAUCUAUAUUAGUCUUGAUCAGUGGUGGGCUUGUAAAAGCGUAUGUUCUUGAAGGAACAGCUUUGUCUAAAUGCUUGCAGUGCAUCGUAUGUUUGCGGUUGCUGUAGUCUCAUUAGUUGUAUUUGUACACGUGCUGCAAAUCACACAUAAACACACACACACACACACACACACACACACACACACACACACACACACACACACACACACACACACACACACACACACACACACACACACACACACCUUAUUGAUCCCAUCGAUACUUGAUGCAUUUUUAGUGAAAACUUCAAUAGUUCUCUCACCAAUGCUAAUACUAAAGCUGAGAUCCCUUGUGAGGUAUCUGGAACCAUUUACCAAAAUAGAAAACCGGAUUAAAAUAAAUAGAAAUGGAUUACCUUCACCUGUUGACUCGAUCGGUUUUCAAUAGUUAGUGCAGACAGCUCAAUGCCUGUUUUGACAAUAAGUUCUCUCAACUGUGAUGGUGAUAACUACAGAAUAUCAUCUGAAAAUAUAUUGGGAAUAUCACAACCUUACUAUUGAAACAUUACUACUAGAAUGUCUGAUAAUAAUUAUUUAUCAGAUUUAUUGUGAAGUUAUUAACGAUACAGUACGUCUCACCUGUUCAUUUCCAUUUCAUCUAUCUCCUACUGCAAGCAUUGUUUGGAACAUUGAUGACACCAACAUUAUAAACAAAGCUACCAUCACUGAUUUGUGUGAAUGUCUUAUAACUUCAACUGUUUUUGUCAGCUCGCAACAUGUGUUUGCAUCAACAACAUGUACUGCUUCUAAUAACAACAAAACGACAAUUGAAUACCCAUAUAGACCUUGUGCACCACCAACAAGUCAACCAGCAACAUCAAGUCUGGUUACAAGUGGCAGCAUCGUAACAUCAACAAAAGAAACCUCAAAGGACGAUCAACCAGCAUGGCUAAUACUAGUCAUCGUAGUGGCAGUUGUUGCUUUGAUUAUUAUCAUCGCAGUUGUUGCAUUUAUUAUUUGGAAAAAAUCCAAGGAAAGCACAACUACUGACAACGGCACACACGUAAAGCUACAAGGGUUGGUGUCGACAUUAGGGUCACACCACACGACACGGCCAUCGAGUCGGUCCAAUACGCCGAGACCGGUCCAGCCACCGCUCCCGACGAGAUCGAGGCGUACGCCGUAACAACCGGAGCAAAACAGAGUACCAUGCAAGGACAAGGAGCCAACAAAUCAAAGACUGUAAAGGACAAAACCAAUCCGGGUCCACCCACAGAAACCUACGCCCUACCAGACAAAUUAAAGAAAACGAAAAAUCAGAAAGCAGACACUUCAGACGAGGAAUAUUCUCAAGUUGAAAAACAGAAUAAAAAAUUGAACCAGCCGCUUACCUAUGCAGACCUUGACCAAACUUCAUUCAAACGGUCGACUAUUCAAAGACCCGAUCAAACUGUUACUUAUUCAGAAAUGAAUGAGUUGCAGCCACCAGCGAAGACUAAGUGAAGUCAACAUCUCGAGAUGUUUGAGUCUGAAACAGGCGUACUGAUAUUUCUACUGUAUGUGUGUAUGAGAUUGUGUGUCCGUGUGUCACAUGGUACUGUGUGGAGUAGAGGGCAUUUCUGUAAGGGGGAUGGGGUAUUUCUAUUGUAUCAGUUACAUGGGUCUUAAUUCAACAAUCGUGUUAGUCGACAGAAACUAGC